Paramisgurnus dabryanus is the source of this 2440-nucleotide messenger RNA. RefSeq names its product basic leucine zipper ATF-like transcription factor 2 (gene batf2). Gene Ontology annotation, molecular function: RNA polymerase II cis-regulatory region sequence-specific DNA binding; DNA-binding transcription factor activity, RNA polymerase II-specific. The record is from RefSeq and is a predicted model, not a curated record. Lineage: Eukaryota; Metazoa; Chordata; Actinopteri; Cypriniformes; Cobitidae. Gene Ontology annotation, biological process: regulation of transcription by RNA polymerase II. Gene Ontology annotation, cellular component: nucleus.
AAACCAUCCCCAAAUAUUGUAAAAAUAUCACAAUAUCAUGUUUUUUGUUGAGUUUCUUAUUAAUACUCAUAUUUUACUGUUUUAAUUCUAUAUGUUUCUAAAUAAGUGUAUUUAAUGUGUUUUGCUUUGGGAAUUUAAAGACUCACUUUAACAUGUUAAUAAGCCAUUUCCUCUGAAUAGUUAAUGUAAAGCGUUUAUAUUUGUGUGAUGUUCUCUUUAAUGAUCGUCACUAAUAAUGUUUUUAUCACUGUAUCUCACCUUUUAUCAUAUGCUUCCAGUUAUUUAUGUGUUACACACCCUUUCAUGUGGCUUUUCACAUUACAUAAUGGACAAUAAACAAAAGCAACCAUAAAACCAUUAUUACAGAAAUCCUCUGUAAUGAAUUGCACUAACUGUAGGAAAGCCCCUUAUUUAACCAUAACAGUAAAUGUCUCGACUCAGGUUUCUGUUUAGUCUACAUAAGCUUGCAACCUCUGUGUUUAUAAUCAUGUUUAUUUCAUUUAAACUGUUUAGACUAUUUCACCAGUAAGCCUUCUUCAACGGGCAAGCAGAACAUUUUUAAAGUUUUUUUUAAAUAAAUGUAAUGUGCCACCAUAUCAAUGGGCACAACCAUGAUUAUCAUCAAUUACAAUCUUGAGACCACUAUAGCAUGCUCUCUUAAAAGUACACAUACUGUUGUUCAGAUUUUGGAAAUGAACUAUUAAACAACUUCACAAUAAAAAGAGCUGCUAUUUGCAGAAGUUUAGAAUGGAAACGAUGCCCAGUAUACUUCAGCAAAACCCAUUUGACAUGUUAAGCAUCAUGUCAGCACAACAUUAAAAAUAAAACUUAGAAAAUCACUGUCAAUGCAUCUCGCAGUUCCUGUCCAGUACUUAAACAGAGGUCCUUCCUUUAUUUUUUGUUAACUUACAAGUUUUAAAUAGCAAAUGAAGCAUGCCAACAGCACUUAAUCUGUAUAUGGCUGUUCUUGAUGACAGGAAUUCCCAGUAACAUUUUCGGGAAACCUCUCUGUGUACUGUAGCGCAGGAAGCGAACAAUCCAAAUACGGGCAACACCCUCCCUGCUAUGACCUUCCUCCUAACCGGGCCAUUUAAAAUAAUCCGAAACCGAAAACACAUGAAUCCUUAUUGCGUCACCUCAUGAAAAGAGCCAUUGGCUCAUUUCACCGCCUACUCCAUUCAUUAGCCUACACAGGGGCACGGAAAGGUUUAAAUCAUGACCAGGCACUUCAUUCGUCUAGAGUCUAGACGAUUGUUCAAACAGCUGCUUUAGGAUUCAUUUGAACGCGAUUUAAAGAGGAUAUUUUCUUAAAGCGUACAUGCAAGCUUUUGACUUAUUUUAGCGUUGAUGAAAGCGCGUCCGUUAGUCAGAGAUGCCAGCUGUCAUCAUGGACAACUUUGACCGAAGUAGCCCUUUCUCUCAAAGUGAUUCGCAAAGUCCUCAAGACUGGGGCACGGGACAAUCUGCUGAACCCAGGUAUCAGCGCAGAGAGAAGAACAGAGAUGCAGCUCGCAAGAGUCGCAAAAAACAAACAGAAAAGGCAGACGUGCUGCACGAGGAACUCCAAAGUCUAGAACGGUCCAAUGCUGCAUAUUUGAAAGAAAUUGCUGAACUGAAGAAGGAGCUUCAAAUCUACACGACUGCUUUGGAACAGCACGAACCUCACUGCAUUAAACUGUGCCCAUCUGUACCCAUGACUGUUCAAGGAGGUCCAUCCACAGCCACUCCCCCUUCCUCAGAUUUCACAUUCGUCGCAGACCCUAACCCUUUGCCAGAACUUGCAUUUAUGUCAGGCUUGCCACACAAUUCAGUGGAGUUUUCUCUAACAGAACUUCUUGACAAUACUGACUGGCAUCCCUGGGACUCUGUGAAUGGUGAUGGCUUGCAGCAGUUUUAAAACCUUGUAUAUACAAUGUUAUUUGGUGACAUAGUUUACACACUACAAACCUACUGCAUACAGCUAGAAGUUCUGUUCACUUACAACCUGUGUUGGAAAUGGUUGGGUUGGCUUAUUUAUUCACUGGGGGGGACUCUAGUUGGGUACAUAGGCUAGUUUGUAUUAUAUAACCAAAGAUGUGUAAAACCACACCCCUUUAUGUAAAAGUUUGCACAUCGAUUUGAUGCCAUUAUGUUGAAAAUCUGGAAUGGAAAUAAGCUGAAAGGUCCCCCCUUUGAAAUUCACUCCAUGGACCCCCCAUUUCCAGUUCUGCUGAUCAUUGGUGCUAAAGUCAUUUCCCUCAAAAGUGUGAAUAUGUUGCUAGUCUUUUUAAUUUAUUUAAGCUAUAUUUUUACAAAUGAAUAUAUUUAAUGUACAUGUCGUUAUGUUUUGUAUAUACAUCAAAAGACCAUGGCUUAUAUUGGCCCAAGUUGUUUUUUAUAUAUUUGAUAUGUAUUUUAUAAAUGAUCACAUGAAUAAAUCUAAUUGUUUUUAUGUGUUGGA